Messenger RNA from Colletotrichum fioriniae, 2964 nucleotides. The record is from RefSeq and is a predicted model, not a curated record. Lineage: Eukaryota; Fungi; Ascomycota; Sordariomycetes; Glomerellales; Glomerellaceae.
AUGAUCCUUCUAGAAUCAACAGAGAAGCGCAGGAUCCUAGUUCCACGACACAAAGGAUACUCCAAGGAGGUCACCAGCGGCACUUUCAACAGAUCAGUCUUCUUCUGGUUGACGUCACUCUUCAUCAACGGAUACAGAAACAUCCUUCACCUAGAUGACCUCUAUCCACUGGACCCGAAGCUAGCCUCAGAGCCGCUCUACAGAAAACUCGCCGAAGCGUGGGACCAAGUCCCCGACAAGACGGUCCCCGGCGCUUUGUUCAGCACCUGGCUCCGUGCCUUUGCCGGCCCUCUUUCUGCGGCCAUCGUCCCGAAACUCUUCCAGAUCGCCUUCAACUACGCCCAGCCGUUUCUGAUUGACGAGGCAAUUCGCCUUGCCAGUCAGCCGCAACAGCAGCCCUACAAUAAUCGCGGUUUUGGUUUGAUAGGGGCGUACGUGAUCGUUUAUACCGGUAUUGCUGUUUCGACGGGCCAGUAUGACUGGCGCAAUCAACGUGCGGCCUCCAUGACGAGGGGCAGUACGACGGCUCUUGUCUAUCGGAAAGCAUUGAGGCUGGAUUUGACGUCGCCCAACGUCAGCCCUUCAGGAGCUCUGACCUUGGUCGGAACCGAUAGCGAAACCAUCAGCCAGGGCAUCACGCAGCUUCACGAGGUCUGGAGUGGACUUCUCGAAAUUGGUAUUGGAAUCUACCUGAUUUACAGGCAGCUUGGGGCUGCCUGUGCCAUGCCCGUUGCCCUCGUUUUCGUUGUCCUACUUGCUACAGCUUUCCUCGCUGUUCCUACAGGCAAAGCAUCCGCGGAAUGGAUCAAAGCCUCGCAAGAUCGCGUCUCGACGACCUCCAAGACGCUGGGAAACAUCAAGUGGCUCAAGAUAUCUGGCCUCAAUGAUGUUGCCUUUUCGGUGGUUCAAAAGCUUCGAACCGUAGAGCUCGAGGUUUCCAAGAGGUUCAGAGUACUGUUGGGCAUAUCUAUGAUGUUUUUCGGCAUCGUCAUGGGUCUCCCGCUCCUGGCUUCUGCCAUGACUUCUUUCCAGAGAAUCCAAGACUUUUUGAAUGGCAAGGAAAGAGUUGAUGCCAGACUCGCUAGCGAAGGUAGCAAAAUUGCUGGGGCUGGGAGAUCCGUGGCAGGGUCUCCCAAAUCUGCCAGUCUAGGCCCAGGCUUCGAGCUAUCCGACAUGCAUGGAAGUGAGUUUCCAGUCGCCAAUCUAGCUCCCAACGUCAUCGCCUCUGUAAAGGGAACGUUCUCUUGGUCAGACGACUCCAAGCCGAUCAUUGACAUCGACACCUGGAACAUUCGGCGGCGAGCUUUCACCUUGGUACUUGGUCCCGUGGGCUGCGGCAAGUCGACAAUUCUGAAGUGUCUACUAGGCGAAUUAUCGUCUUUCAAGGGCACUAUUUCCACCAACUUCUCCGGCGUCACGUAUUGCGGCCAAACCGCGUGGAUACCGAACGACGGUGUGCGGAAUAUCAUCACCGGCCACGCCGCGUUCGAUCCGGCAUGGUACUACACCGUCAUCAGGGCGUGUGCUUUGGAGCAAGACAUCUCUAGCUGGCCGAAUGGAGAUAGUACUGUGACGGGUACGAAGGGCAUUUCCAUGAGUGGCGGUCAGAAGCAUCGUCUGGCCAUUGCUCGUGCCUUAUACGCAAGACAAGAGUUGUUGGUGCUUGACGACGUUUUCAGUGGUCUAGACUCUAGCACCGAAGACGUCGUCUUUAACAACCUAUUCGGAACCAGCGGCUUACUACGCCAAACGGAUACGACUGUCAUCUUGGCAUCCUCCGAUUCCCGCCGCAUCCCGUUCGCCGACGACGUCGUACUUCUCAACGAUGAGGGUCGGAUCAUAGAUAACGAGUCGGUCAUGAAAGCUGACCGACUAACCGACUUCCCGAGUAAACACGCCGGCACAAGCGCCAGCGACAGCACCGCACCCCUGCCAAUGAUUACAACAAACGAUAAACCACCAGCCACGGUCCUCGGUCUCCUUGAAGACCAAGCAGAUUCCGCCCGUCAACUCGGCGACUGGAGGAUGUAUAGCUUCUAUGCCAGGGCAGCUGGGUGGUUCAGUCUGUCGACGUUUGCUGGCGCCAUGAUUGUCUUUGCCUUUUGCGACUCAUUUCCCGAUAUCUGGCUCAAGUGGUGGGCUGAGUCCAACGAACAGAGACCGAACCAAGAUCUGGGCAAGUGGCUUGGUGUCUACGCGGCUCUUGGAGUUGGAUCUGUGGCUUCGGUUCUCUUUGGAAUGUGUUCUGUGGACAGCGGAAUCACAGUCAAUAGGUUCAGUCAAGAUCUCCAACUCAUUGACAUGGAGCUACCAGCCGCAGCACUCGGCUUGGCCGUAGGUGUCGCAUUCGGCGUAGCCCGCUUCAUAGUAAUGUCCGUCUCCUCACGCUACAUGGCCGCCAUCCUCCCCUUCCUCAUCCCAACCUUCUACGCCAUCCAGCACUUCUACCUCCGCACCUCGAGACAAAUGCGCCUCCUCGACAUCGAGCACAAGGCGCCCCUAUACUCCCAACUCAUCGAAACCCUCGAGGGCCUGGCCACCAUCAGAGCCUUCCGCUGGGAAGAUGAAUUCGAAAAGGUUAACCUCCAUCGGCUCGACGACUCGCAGCGACCCAAGUACCUCCUCGCGUGUCUGCAGAGCUGGCUGACGUUUUCGGUCGACACGGUGAUUGCGGUCAUCGCCGUCGUGCUUAUCGUCUUGGUCACGACGCUGCGCGAGCAGAUUGGGCCGGGGUUCAUUGGUGUUGCCUUGACAAAUGUGUUGGCGUUUAGCGGGUGUGUCAAGGCCAUAAUCACGUCGUGGGUCAUGUUAGAGGUUUCGCUUGGUGCGGUUGCGAGGGUGAGGAACUUUUCUUUGACGACUGCGUCUGAGGACAACUCUCGGGUGCAGCUUGCGGAGCCGGAGGGAGAGUGGCCGAGUCGGGGGGCAGUUGAGCUUCGGAAAGUGACGGCGUCCUACGCGUAA